Messenger RNA from Physella acuta, 1463 nucleotides. RefSeq lists its product as uncharacterized. NCBI's taxonomy places the organism in Eukaryota, Metazoa, Mollusca, Gastropoda, Physidae. The record is from RefSeq and is a predicted model, not a curated record.
CGAACCAAACCGUUGCUAUAUUAAAGGCUGUUCUUUCUGCCGCUGAAAUUGAAAAUACGCCGUUAAAAACGUAACAGUUGUGCCGCCAGACCGCGGCCAAUCGAUAACACAAUUAAAGUACAGCCGUGGGGAAUCUCACCGCACUACCCCUGUCCGCUUAAAUAAAAAUAAACCUCUACCAACUAGUUUACACACCACACUGCCUUUCACCGUGUGUGUGUGUGUGUGUGUGUUCAGGCGUGCGAGUGUCACCAGAUCUUUGGGAAGCAUACAGCGUGACCUAGAGUGUUCAGGAAAUAUUCGCUGGUCCUGUCAUUGGUGGGGCGCCUUUCUCCGGUCACAGAAGCGGAAUAUUUUCUUGAGUCACGCGAACAAGGAAGAUAAAAACAGCCCAAGUGGACUUACAGAUUGAAGACAAUGCUCCAGAUUUGAACUGUUAAAAUAAGAUACAAGUGACCAGUGCUAACGUUCGACACCAUCCUCUACCAUGGGUCUGCUGGAUGUCGUAGACCUAAACUUUAUUAUCCUGGUCAGAUUGGCCGCGUACAGUGUACUGGUAUUCUUUAGUUUCUUCAUCUUUGUCGGCGUGGCUGUCAUGAAGGAUAACGUUGGUGGAUUUUGUCCUCUAUACCAUCCAGGUCCUGUAUCAAACUGCAACUACGCCAUGGCUAUUGCAAUCAUUUUUCAACUGUUUUACACGUUGUAUCAGAUUGUUGUUUUGCUGCUUUUGAAAUUUGGAAAAUUCACAACUGAAAUGUUUUUGUUUUCCAAUGUGAUGGAGCUUGUUUACUUCUGCAUUGAUGUUGUUGCCUUCAUACUCACCUUCAUUGCUGCCUGCAUCCUCUCAGCUGGCCACAAUGACACCUGUGGUGGGAGAUAUUCCUGUGAAAAGUUUGAAAGUGCCUCUAGGGCUGCUCAGGCUGGAGGCUGGAUCAGCACGAUACUUUGGCUGGUACUUUGUAUCCUGGUGUUGCUCUAUAUGCUGAGGUCUGGCAAGAUUCCUUUCAUUACUGUAAGGGCCACAACCACCACCACAACAACCACCAGCCAAUCAGGUGGAGCCUUCCCUGCGGAAACAUCACCAAAUAAUCCAGAGGAGCCUCGAUAUUAGUUGACUGAAACAUCACCAAAAAUCCAGAGGAGCCUAGAUAUUAGUUGACUGAAACAUCACCAAAAAUCCAGAGAGCCUAGAUAUUAGUUGACUGAAACAUCACCAAAAAUCCAGAGGAGCCUAGAUAUUAGUUGACUGAAACAUCACCAAAAAUCCAGAGAGCCUAGAUAUUAGUUGACUGAAACAUCACCAAAAAUCUAGGAGCCUAGAUAUUAGUUGUCAACUUAUUUUUCUUAAUUGUAAUUGGAGUAUGUAGGUUUUAAAAUGUAUUGCCUUAAGGGACAUAAUUCAACAUUAAUUCAAUGAAAGAUAUUUUAUUUAUUUACUUGAAGAUAAAUUGAAGCUCAUAAUA